ACGUUGGGAGGACCGGCCGCGGCCCACAGUGCACCGCGCGGGGCGGUUUCGAGGCUCCCCCCCGGGAGGGGGGACAGAAGGGCGAGAGGGACUUGGCGGGGAGGGACCCCCUCCCCCCCGCAGGACCCCCCGACCUCCUGCUCACCCUUCUCCCUUCUCUCCCUCGCCAGGGGAUGGACCAGUACAGCAUCCUCGGCCGCAUUGGCGAGGGCGCCCACGGUAUCGUCUUCAAAGCCAAACACGUGGAGACUGGCGAGACAGUGGCUCUUAAGAAAGUGGCUCUGCGGAAACUGGAAGAUGGAAUCCCCAACCAGGCGCUGCGGGAGAUCAAGGCUCUACAGGAGAUUGAGGAUAAUCAGUAUGUGGUGAAGCUGAAGGCCGUGUUCCCUCAUGGCGCGGGCUUUGUCCUGGCCUUCGAAUUCAUGCUGUCCGACCUGUCCGAGGUGAUCCGCCACGCCCAUAGGCCGCUGGGCCAGGCCCAGGUCAAGGGCUACAUGCAGAUGCUGCUCAAGGGGGUCGCCUUCUGCCACGCUAACAACAUCAUGCACCGGGACCUGAAGCCAGCCAAUCUGCUCAUCAGCUCCUCGGGCCAGCUUAAGAUUGCUGACUUUGGCCUGGCUCGGGUCUUCUCCCGCAGUGGGGACCGGCUCUACAGCCACCAAGUGGCCACCAGGUGGUACCGGGCCCCAGAACUCCUGUAUGGCGCCCGGCAGUACGAUGAGGGAGUCGACCUGUGGGCGGUGGGUUGCAUCCUGGGGGAACUGCUCAACGGCUCACCCCUGUUCCCUGGAGAAAAUGACAUCGAGCAGCUGUGCUGUGUGCUGCGCGUCCUGGGCACCCCCAGCCCCAGGGUCUGGCCGGAGAUCACAGAGCUUCCCGACUACAACAAGAUCUCCUUCAAGGAGCAGGCGCCAUUGCCCCUGGAGGAGGUGCUGCCCGACGCCGCCCCCCAGGCUCUGCAGCUGCUCAGCCGCUUCCUGCUCUAUCCCCCGCGCCAGCGCAUCCCGGCUGCCCAGGCCCUGCUGCACCAGUACUUCUUCACGGCCCCGCUGCCGGCUCACCCUUCGGAGCUGCCGAUUCCCCAGCGAGGGGGGCCGGGUCCCAAGGCCCGCCAAGGGCCCCCCCACACGCGCGACUUCCACGUGGAGCAGCCGCUGGAGGAGUCGCUCCUGGAUCCUAAGCUGAUCCGACCGUAUCUCCCCGAAGGCUGAGUAGAGGGGAGGAGGAGGGGGCGCUCAGGACACCGGGGUCCCUCGGAACUCAGACCUGAGGCUCCGUUGUCGUCGGUUGGCCGCUCUUAGUUCAGGCCCCGGGCCUGGCUCCGUUUGGCUCCCCAGGGCCUUUCCCACCUCUCCCCCACCCCAGUUUGACAACUCAUCGCCCCCCCACACCCUGUCCCCUUCCCCAGCCCCGCCUGAGCCCCAGUGAUACCAUUAUCUCGGGCUCCGCAGCUGUCUCCCUGCCUUCCCGCCCGGGCUCCUAAGGAGGAGGAGGAGGAAGAGGAGAUCGCCACUCCCUUAGGCGCCACUUUGGUCUGCCCCUCCCCUUCUCUCCUUCCCCACCCACUUAUACCUCCAGGACUCCAAUCCUUCAUCUGCCCUCCUCCCCUCUAGUAGGGGAGUUCCAGAGUUUGACCUCCAACCUCGAUUUGGGUUGCAGUGCAGAGCCUUCCUUGGGGGACCAGGUUCUCUCAGGCCAGCCUCUGGGGACUGUGAGAGACAGGAGGGAUUUUCUCUCGCUCUUUCUCACACACACCACACCACAUACCCCCUCGGUGGGGCCUAGGUUCCCUGGGACAUCUCUCUCCCUCCAUAAAGACCCCAGAGGGACUUGUUGUUCUCUCUAAGGAGAACCAGGGCCCUUGGUUUGUGUGAGACCCAGAAUAAAAUGGUGCUCUGGUCCUCAGAGCCUAUGACCAAAGUCUUUAA
This is a messenger RNA of Ornithorhynchus anatinus (platypus), 1928 nucleotides long. It is a transcript of the gene CDK20, whose product is annotated as cyclin dependent kinase 20. Gene Ontology annotation, biological process: protein phosphorylation. The record is from RefSeq and is a predicted model, not a curated record. Gene Ontology annotation, cellular component: nucleus. The transcript is spliced from 8 exons. Gene Ontology annotation, molecular function: cyclin-dependent protein serine/threonine kinase activity; ATP binding. NCBI's taxonomy places the organism in Eukaryota, Metazoa, Chordata, Mammalia, Monotremata, Ornithorhynchidae. Bases 174 to 1211 code for a protein of 345 amino acids.